CGGCGACCGACGGAGCGUUCUGCGUGCUGCGCUGACUUUGUGACGUCACUUCUCCCCGAGUCUGAGGACCUUCCGCCAUGUCGGCAGCUGCUGAGGUUCAGAGGACGGCGGCCGUGGACCUGGGCGCCCUGCUGGACGCGGGCGACGGCGCGGUCGUCACGCUGGUGGCGGGAGAGACGCGGCUGGCGGCGCACCGCGCGGUCCUGGCCGCCAGGAGUCCCGUGUUCCGAGCCAUGUUCCAGCACGACACGCUGGAGGCCAGCUGCGGCGAGGUCAGAAUCGCGGACGUGGGGGGCCCGGUGAUGAGGCAGCUAUUGUCUUACGUGUACACCCUGCAGGCCCCCCAGCUGACUGACACGGCCCCGGAGCUGUUGGCGGCAGCCGACAGAUACGGCCUGUCAGCCCUGAAGGCCGCCUGCGAACAGCAGGUGGCGGCGCAGCUGGAGGUGGAGACGGCGGCGGCUGCAGCUGUGCUGGCGGUGAGGCACUCGUGCCCCAGCCUAACUGCGGCCGCCAUCCACUUCAUAAGGUCUCAAACACACAAAGUAAUGGCGACGCAGGGCUGGGCAGACGCCGUGCUGCAGUACCCGAAAGACAUCGUCGAAGUCAGUCGGCUGCUCAGUGAGCCACCAGCAGAACCCAGCGCGCCGGCCGCCCCCGCCGCCCGGCCGCCCAGCGACAGCAGCCGGACCCCCGAGCCUCUCUCAACAGGAGAGAGGGAGGAGGCUGAUAGAGGCGGCCAAGCAGGGCGCGGCGGAGCAGCUGCGCGAGUUACUGGCGGCGGGGGCGGACGUGGGGGCGAGGGGGGAGGAGGAGUGGGGGGCAGCUGGACCGCCCUGCACGAGGCAGCAGGCGGGGGUCACGUGGCGGCGGCCAGCUGCCUCGUCGGCGCCGGCGCGGAGGUCGACGCCAGGAGCAUCGGGGGGCAGGAGACGCCCCUGCACUGGGCUGCACGGAGUGGCGACGCUGGUGUGGUGCGGCUGCUGGUCGGCGCCUCUGCUGACCUCAACGCCAGGGAUUGGUGGGGGCAGACGCCGCUGCACUUGGCGGCAGAGGAGGGCCACGCAGGGGCGGCGGCUGAGCUCCUCCUGGCGGGGGCGGACAGGGGGGCCCGGGAUAGGGGUGGCAGGACCCCCCUGGACCUCGCCAGGCAGGAGGGAAAGCAGGAGCUGGUGGAUAUGCUGACACAACGCUGA
Messenger RNA from Schistocerca americana (American grasshopper), 1196 nucleotides. RefSeq names its product ankyrin repeat domain-containing protein 65-like. The record is from RefSeq and is a predicted model, not a curated record. The transcript has 4 exons. Lineage: Eukaryota; Metazoa; Arthropoda; Insecta; Orthoptera; Acrididae. Bases 78 to 1196 code for a protein of 372 amino acids. Gene Ontology annotation, molecular function: ubiquitin protein ligase binding. Gene Ontology annotation, cellular component: cytoplasm. Gene Ontology annotation, biological process: proteasome-mediated ubiquitin-dependent protein catabolic process; regulation of proteolysis.